AUGAGCCAGCAAUUCCCCUGGGGCUCUUCAAGUCAGCAACCCAGCGGACGGCGCGGCCUACCUCCCAUCUCGACCACCUUCAACCCCGUCUCUAGGUCCAACUCCGCGGCCAACAGCCCCUCCCGCGCAUCCUUCUCCCCCGUUAACUCGUCGCUCCCGCCCGCUUCGUCGCGGCGCAUCAUCAGCCGGACCUCGUCCGCUUCGUCCACGUCGACACCAUUCUCGCCAUCGCAAUCCGCUUUGCUGCAGCACCAGUCCGCCCAGCUGCUGCCGUCCGCGCGCCCUAGAGCCAUAGUUUCCUCGGGCGUCCCGCACUUUGCUUCCUCCGCCGCAGCUUUGGGUUCUGCUUCGGAACGUGGUGGAGGUGUCUUAGGCGUCAGCGGCGGGGGGAGCUCAAAGGUUGCCCGUGCCUCACCCUCUCUCUCGCAGUCGGGCAACAUCGCUUCGCCAAGCAGCGCCACAAGCUCGUCUACCCCUUCGGGUCAGUCGCUCGCCAAAAUCGUCAUCGCCCAAGUCUUCCUGCUGCUCAGCUCGCUGAAGGAGGACAAGGAUAAGACCAAGUGGGAGCAGCAAACUGAACAAAUCCGCAAGUUGAUCGACUCCAACGGAAUGGAGGUCUUCUCAAAGUACUUCCGUCGCUUGCUGCAGAGCAAUGCGUCGCAAAUAUUCCCCGGCGCGGCGAAGGGUGGUGACAACUCUGGGACUUACCCAUUGCUUGUCGGCGAAAUGCAGAAGAUAACGCAGGACCCUCAGCAAGCAUACAAGAUUGCCGAAUCGAUCGACACAACUGAGGGUGACUUGUUCCGAGACUUUGAUCUGUCCACCUUCAUGGAGCAUUUCAAACUUGACGCUGUCGCCAAGACGACGUUAGCUUUGGCGUGCAAGACUGCCUCAAAGCCCGAUCUAAGAACCAAAGCCGAUGCGAUCCUUUCGAAUAACUACCAGGCAUUCCUCAUGUCCUUGAUCAACAGCAAUCCCGACGGGCCAGGCGAUCUUAGGUCGGACGUUUUAGCCUCCGUGGUCGAUCGGCUAGCCCAAGAUCCUCCGCGGAAUUGGAGUGACGACGGCAAAGCCAAUUUGUUCAUUGCGAUACGAGCGAAAUUCGAAAAGUCAACCGGAAUCAUUCCUCUAGACGUUGGCGCUGCUCUAUACAUGUUCGAUUUACUCGAAAACCCGAAUCCGUUGAUUCGCCUUGCCCAGCGCGCCGGCCCGCGAGGCACAUCGAGCGUGGACGCAUGCAAGGAGCUUCUCGCUUCUGCAGAGACGCGCGACAUUAGCUAUCAGCAGGUCGCCAACGUCCUGCUCUACAUGGCAAUCACCCAGAAUGGGCAAGCAUACAACCUGAGCAACUUUGUGGCAGCAUUGAGAGAACAUCGCGCUGGACAGCGCUUGGACUGGCAGGACGUUGUUCAUUCUUUUGAUCGGGAGGGACUCAAAAUCGUCUCGCAUCAAUUUGUCGCACUGUUCAAUGCGCUUUUGCCAGUUGCGCGGGAUUCCGAGACCUUUGACAUUCAGACAUUAUGGGGCGGGCGUUGGAGCCACCAGGAUACGCAGCUGUCUUUUGUCGUUGCUUUUCUGCAGAUGAAGCUCGAAGAUGCCGACAUCACUCAAACUCCCCGUCUCCGAAAGGCCUUUACCCUUGAACAGUUCGAGGAUGCUCCUACCGGUGUCAAAGAUCGCGCCAAGGAAGUCAUCAAGCACCCUCUUGUUUCUUUGGACGCCACGGCGGCACUGUUCAACAUAAUUUUCCAGGCGCAAGAGUUUUACAACAUUGCUCAGCGUUCUGGAAUCCCACAGUCCGUCAUCAACCAAAAUACCGACAUAUUCGUUGUUGCCGCUGCAGCAGUCCCCAAACCAUGGGUAGGCUUGCAAGAUAUGGCUAUGCGACAACUGUUCGGUCCCUUCUUUGAGAAACGCGUAACACAUUACAGCUUCGCACUUCACGGCCUAUACAAGCAGGAUUCCAUCUGGGUUGCAAGCAGGUUCCUCGACUUUUACACCAGUCAACCUCUCCUGCUACCUCUUAUACUAGAGCAUGCGGCGGAGCAUGGCUGGGUCCACGACCUUGCCCGCUUGAACACCGACCUGAGCAUUGAUCUGGCCGCUCUCGCCCACAGUGAAGGACUGUUUGAACUAGAUCCAUGGGCGCAAGAGACCAUGGCCCAAAUUCCGGUAUUCCCGAGGAUCCUCGCCAACUUCCUUAGCACCAAGGCGGAAACCGAUCUGCAGGCCCAACGUGACGGCCAAGGACCAACCAACGUUCCGCUUGCUGUGAAGACCGUCCAUCCAUUGCUCGGUUUGCUUCAGGGCAACAUCCCUGACGACGAACUGGUCGCCUUGCAGCGCGCCUGCAUACAGGCGUACCCUAGGCUAAUAAAUUACGGAGAAGGCUUCGAUGAAAUCAUAGACGUGAACGGAAAGGAUGGCAACGCUAUCUCUUCUGACGCCGACCGCAAGAUGCAGGAACAUUACAAGAAAAUGUACAGCGGUGAGAGCGGCGUUCGUGACGUUAUCGAGGAGCUCCAACGGUACAAGACUUCCGAGGAUCCCGCGGACCAAGAUCUUUUCUCCUGUAUGAUCCAUGGUUUGUUCGAUGAGUACAACUGUUUUAGCGAGUACCCCUUGGAAGCACUGGCAACCACUGCCGUCUUGUUCGGUGGCAUCAUCCAAUACAACCUUCUCUCGCGGAUUCCGCUACAAGCAGGUCUCGCGAUGGUUCUUGAAGCCGUACAAGAUUACCCGCCAGAGGCUUCUAUGUACAAGUUUGGUCUCCAGGCACUUUUGAACUUCUCCGGUCGCUUGCAGGAAUGGCCAAGCUUCUGUGACCGCCUCCUUCGUGUCCCUGGCCUGCAAGGAACUGAGGUUUGGAAUAACGCGGAAGAGAUAGUCAGGCGGCAACGCGCUGGCGAAAUGAACGGCGACACCAACGGCGACACCAACGGUGAUCUCACCAACGGAGUGGCCCGCAAUGACGACUAUCUGCCAGAGCAGAGUGUGCGCAACUUCAGCUGUAUCCAUGCGGAUCCGCCUCUCCGUCCGGAGCUGUACGAGGAACCCGACGAGGAUGUGCAAGACAAAGUGUUGUUCGUCCUGAACAACGUCUCCGAGCGCAACCUUAAGGAUAAGCUCAAUGACCUCAAGGAAGCGCUUGAAGAGAAGCACCACCAGUGGUUUGCUGGUUAUCUUGUGGAAGAGCGUGCGAAGAUGCAGCCCAACUUCCAACAACUAUACCUGGACAUGCUGGCUCUGUUUAACGACAAGGUCCUCUGGGCUGAAGUUCUUCGCGAAACGUAUGUCUCUGUCAUCCGCAUGCUGAAUGCAGAGUCCACCAUGAACUCUUCAACCGAGCGGACGCAUUUGAAGAACCUUGGUGGAUGGCUAGGCCAGCUCACCAUUGCGCGUAAUAAGCCGAUCAAGUUCAAGAACAUUUCUUUCAAGGACCUGUUGAUUGAGGGUCACGACACCCAGCGCCUCUUGAUUGUCAUUCCCUUCACUUGCAAGGUAUUGAUUCAAGCAAGCAAGUCGACGGUGUUCAAGCCUCCAAACCCAUGGCUCAUGGAGAUCAUACAUCUGCUCAUGGAACUCUACCACUUCGCUGAGCUCAAGCUUAACCUCAAGUUCGAAAUUGAGGUUCUUUGCAAGGGCUUGGAUCUUGACUACAAGAACAUCGAGCCUUCAAACAGCAUCAGGUCUCGCCCGGUACCAGAGGAGGAGUUGCUGGCGGCCAUACCAGACGGUCUUGAUGGAUUCAACGACCUGUCGUUAAUGAACCUAAACCGCAGAGGCCUCAACGAACGUUUCUCUCCUGCGGCGAUAACGGCUGCUCUGCCCGAUCUUAGUUCCGCCCUUGUCUAUCCGCCCGCCUCUGGAAACCUUGUCGCCGCAAACCGCCUUCGUCAAAUCUUCCAUACGGCGGCACAGUCCGCUAUCGCCGAGAUUAUUGCGCCCGUUGUUGAGCGUUCUGUUACAAUUGCGGCCAUUUCAACCUCUCAGUUGGUCGCCAAGGACUUCGCCAUGGAGCCGGAUGAGAACAAACUUCGCGAGGCCGCUCACACAAUGGUUAAGUCACUUUCUGGAAGCCUUGCCCUAGUUACUUGCAAGGAGCCUCUGCGCAUGAGCAUAAUGAACAACAUCCGCAUUCUGGCUAGGGAUCUUCCGGAGCAAGCAUUGCCUGAAGGGCUCAUCCUCAUGUUUGUAAAUGACAAUCUCGACACCGUUUGUGGCAUGGUUGAGCAAGCAGCAGAGAACCAGUCGGUCGCGGAAAUUGACAUGCAAAUUAGCGCAGGUGUGCAGGCUCGUCGCUAUCAUCGCAGCUUGCAGACCCGUGAGCCUUUCAACGAUCCACCUGUCAAACACUGGGCGACGUUCAUUCCAGAACCCUACCGACAAAAUCCAGGCGGUCUCAACGCGGAGCAACUGGCUAUUUACGAAGACUUUGGUCGCCAAGCUCGCGGCAUGUCUCAAAUCAACAACACGCAUGACGCUGGUCGCAUCACCGACGUGCUGCAAGAUCAGUAUCCACAGGUGCCAAACCUGCCAACCCCAGCAGAGCCGCCUGCCAUUCCUCGUCAAGGCUCGCAGCCACCUUCCCGACUUCAGACCGCUCCGCCCAUGUCUGCUACAGUGCCACAAACGCAGUUGAACGGCUAUAUGGAUACUCACAACCUUGGAGAACGUACGCAGAGCUUGCUUCUUGAGCUGCAACGUGCUUCCAAGGAGGCAACCGAAGAGCAUAUCGAGGAACUUGGACCAACCGCGCCGACAAGAGAUGCUUUUGAACAACUCAUACACCUCAUCGACAAUGCCGGCAGCCAGCGUGAACACCUUUGCUUGGGGGCUGCUGGUAAGGUUACUCACUCACUGUUCGCUGAUGUCGAGCGCCGCCUUGAGAUUGAGGUCUUUGUGCAGCUUCUGCUGCAACUCUGUCAGCUGUCUGUCAGCACCUCUCGGCAGGUCCUUGUCUGGCUGGCAAACAUUGAGGAUGAGCGCUUGUUGAAUCCUCCAGUUGUCGUCUGUCUGCUUGCAGCGGGCCUCCUGGACCUUCAACGCGUUGAUCUGGUUGCUUACAAGGCCAUUCAAAGCCGCGAUCAGGCCGGAAUUGAUCUCCUUGCAAGACUUCUGGAUGAGGUUCUGCUCACAGGUCCUCUCAGCAGUUUCCGUGCCGACUUUUCGAGGUCGCUCGAAGCCUUGACCCAAUGGCUUUCUGUCGAUGAGGACGUUGAGGGUGGUAAAGAAAUCAUUGCUAAAAUGCAGGUCAGAGAUGAGACCUUGCCGACCCCUCCCAGUACUGCGAGCAAGGAUCAGGUGGAGUACGUCUUCGAGGAAUGGAUCCACCUUCAGCGUUACGGCCACCGCCAAGGCCCAUCAACGAAGACUAUCGCUGCUUUCGUGAGCCAGCUGCAUGCUAGGGGUUUCCUGAAGGCACGAGACGACGCGGCCUACUUCAUUCGCGUCUGCAUUGAAGCUUCUGUGGCCGCUUAUGAGCAAGAGGAAAUGGUCCUCUACCCCAGCCUGGAUAGCGCAUACAUCCAAGUGGACGCGUUGGCCAAGCUGAUUGUAGGAUUGGUGGUCUACCACGGUGGAGCUGAUGGCGUUUCGACGCCCCAAAAGGUUGUAUAUCUGGAGAACAUCCUAAGCUUGAUCGUUCUUGUGCUGGCGAAUCACCAGCGUACGCGCGUUGAACGCUUCAACCAGAAGGUGUUCUUCCGGCUUUUCUCGUCUUUGCUUUGCGAGCUGCAUGAAGCCAGAGACCUCCUCGGCGGCCUCGAUGGAGAACGUGAUCUCAUGAUGGUCAUGGGUCGGGCGUUCUUGGUCCUUCAACCCAAGCACUUCCCGAGCUUCUCGUUCUCAUGGUUGGCAUUGGUAUCUCAGCGCAUGUUUAUGCCUGCAAUGUUGAGGCCUACGGCCGAUGAGUCCGCAUGGAAUCUCUACGCCAAGUUGAUGGAACUACUGCUAGCAUAUGCUGGACAUCUCGUUAAGCCGAGUGAUCCAUCUGAACAGGCUCGUGCCUUCUACCGCGGCAUCCUCAGAGUCCUUCUGGUCGUUCAUCACGACUUCCCAGAGUUCCUUGCAGAGAACCAUUUCGCUUUGUGUAACGCCAUUCCGAUGCACUGCACGCAGCUUCGUAACUUGGUCGUUAGCGCGUACCCAUCGUCGUUCCCAGAGCUUCCGGAUCCAUUCACCAACGGCUUCAAGGUUGACCGUCUGGAAGAGGUCAGGAAGGCGCCUGAACUGCGCGGCGACAUCAAGGCACCUCUUCAGCAGCACGGUAUCAAUGAUCUGAUAGAAAACCUUCUCAAGACCUCGGACCAGAGUGCCGAGGACAUCAACCGGAUUUGCGAAGCCAUCUACAACCCAAAGCGCGAAGAUACUGGCUUUGCCUUCGCUCCUGUCACUGUUGACACCGUGUUGCUGCACUCCAUCGUCCUUUAUGUGGGCGAUAAUGCCAUUUCGACUGCCGGCAAGGGCCCCGCGUUCACCGCUAGCUCUCCUCAAGCCAAACUUCUUGAAACCUUGGCCAGAGAGCUCAGGCCUGAAGGUUGCUAUCAUUUCAUCAGCGCAAUGGCGAACCAGCUUCGUUGGCCUAACAGCCACACGCACUAUUUCAGCUACGCCAUUCUCCAUCUCUUUGGCUUGCCGCGCGGCGAGCAGGCGAACCUGGAUGUGCAGCAAAUCAUCACGCGCGUGCUCCUUGAGCGCCUUCUCGUGCACCGUCCUCACCCAUGGGGUCUGAUCAUCACCCUACUGGAGAUUCUCAAGAACUCCAACUACGAGUUCUGGAAUCUGCCGUUUGUCAAGGUGGCGCCUGAGGUCGAGCGCUUGUUCGGUGCACUCUUCCAGCACAUCAACCAAAGUCCUAGGGCCAUUUCCUAG
Messenger RNA from Aplosporella prunicola CBS 121167, 6873 nucleotides. RefSeq lists its product as uncharacterized. Gene Ontology annotation, biological process: nuclear-transcribed mRNA catabolic process, deadenylation-dependent decay. Gene Ontology annotation, molecular function: molecular adaptor activity. Gene Ontology annotation, cellular component: P-body; CCR4-NOT core complex. The record is from RefSeq and is a predicted model, not a curated record. Bases 1 to 6873 code for a protein of 2290 amino acids. The transcript is spliced from 5 exons. NCBI's taxonomy places the organism in Eukaryota, Fungi, Ascomycota, Dothideomycetes, Botryosphaeriales, Aplosporellaceae.